AUGUCUAAUAGUACUUGGAACCUAAUAGCACCAACUCUGGGACACUCUGACUUAAAACUAUUUUCGUUCGUGGCUCUUGAAUGGCAUAAUGCUCCAACAUUGGAAAGCUGCUUUUCACAAUGGAAGAAAUCCGUCAAAGAGGACAUAAUCUCCCCCCUAUCGGACCUACAUGUUUUAUGUUUUAAUGUGCGUGGGUUGGACUACAGAUGGGGUGAAGUAGUCUUAUUAAGUACUCAACACGCUUCAGAUAUAUUAGUACUGACGGAAGUUGGACGUAUUGAUCAUUCUUUGGUGGCUGCAGCUUUUCCGAAGUAUCAAAGUUUUUACCAGGGUGGUGAGAAUAGAAACGGUGGUGUAUUGAUACUAGUUCGUCAGGGAUUGUCGACAAUCAGACAUCAAUGUAAUGUAUCUAAUGUUUGUGUAGUUGAUAUCCUGCUGGAAGAAUCAUUACGUAUUAUUGGUGUAUAUGCUCCUGAAAGUAAAUCAUGGAACUGGCAUGAUAUAAGCCCCUUUGUAAAUCACAAUUGUGUUUUGAUGGGAGAUUUUAACAUUGAUCUACAAGAGGACAAGCUCAAACGGGAGGUUUUAUUAUCUUGGACUGACUCCCAUGCCUUGUCUCCAAUCAUUCCCGAUGGCCCAACAUCACUCAGAUCACAUAGAACAAUCGAUUAUGCGUUUACAUCUGGUGUGCAUCUCUCUCUGCAAACGUAUAAGGGAGACACUACUAGUGAUCAUUUACCUCUAAUUGGAAUAUUAGCGUGCGAUGGUAAAGAACAAGCUCUAGGUAAAAGAAUCAACUGGACGGUAUUCUCGGCCUUCAUGUCUUACACAUUUUCGUUCUGGGAAAAGGAAUGGUUACGGAGGUCUUAUAACACAACUUAUAAUAAUUAUAUCGAAUUUUUGGCACUUUUAUCAGCACGGUGUACUCAAUAUUUCUCUUUGAAAUUGGCAAGAGCAGCAGUACCGUAUUGGUUGAGAGAUUUGUUAGCCAAGAGCCGUACAUUAUCUCUUAAAGCAAAACGAACUGGCGAUAUGCUAUUACGAAGAGAGGCGUAUAUGAUGCGUAAGGAAGCACGGUUUCAUCUUCGAAUGUUACGAAGAGAGCAAUUAUGUAAAAUGGUGGCAGAAAGAUACAAAGGUGGUACUGAAUCUUCUCCUUUUUGGAUUAAGUCCAAACGUCAUUUUCGUGAUAAAUCCGCCUCUCUACGAGCUUUUAUCUCUAUGCCUGGCGAAAUCAUUAAAGAUACAACGGUUAUGGCGGAAUCUGCGGCCAAUUACUACGAAGAAUUAUUCACAGAACCGGAAGUGUACCGGCCACAUCCGUAUAUUGAUUCACAGCCCAUCCUCUGGGACAACAAUAACGAUACUAUCCCUUUGGUAUCUUAUCCGGAAUUAGUAAGAGUACUAAAAGCAAAAAAGAAAAAGUCAUCGUGUGAUGCUCAUGGGCUUUCGCCCAUGCUACUCGAUCAUGUACCAAAAAACUAUUGGCAUCUCAUGAUCCCCUUAUUCAAUCUGUCCUUACAAACGAGCUUUAUGCCCGAAAAAUGGAAAGAUGUUAGAAUGGUCAUUCUUGCAAAAAAAGAACCUAUUUGUACACCGGAUGCUACACGUCCCAUCUCGCUAUUGGAUUGUCACCUUAAAGUCAUCGAAAAGCUAUUUCUAAGUCGCUUUCUUAAAGUGCUUAAUGAUCGUGGCCUACUACCAGACAAUCAAUCUGGCUUUAGAGCUAACCAUCGUCUUCAAAGUCGUGUUUUGCUACUGAUUGAUCAGAUCUCUUCUUUAAUGGCUAAUAGCUCACCAGUUUGUACGGUAUUCGUUGAUUUCCGUAGUGCUUUUGAUCAGCUUUGGUUCGACGGUUGCGUAGGCAAGCUUUCACGUUUAGGCAUUCCAGCGGCCUAUGUUGCCUGGAUUAAAGAGUGGUUAUCAAAUAGACGUGGCUAUAUAGAUAUCCAAGGAACUUGUUCCCGAUGGUUUCCUAUCAAAAGGGGUGGGCCACAAGGCUCCAGUCUGACUCCGAGUGUGUUUAUUACAUAUCACUCCGAUAUGAGUGAUGCUUUUCCAAUGGCAAUGUCAUUCUUAUUUGCUGACGAUGUGGCUGCUACAAUGGCAGGUCAGAUGGGAAUAAAAUACACCGACCAGUGUAUCGACUUAGAAAAAAGACUGGCUUCGUUUUUCGAUAAUCUGGAAUAUUACUCGGUCUUGUCGGUACAGCCGAUCAAUUAUAAAAAGACACAUGCUAUGUGGACAGCUCGUGCUGUCAGUUAUCCGAAUCCAAUGCCUAUACUUAAAUGUGGUGAGCACAUUAUCAGCUGGACAAACCAAUUCAAAUAUUUAGGAUAUUGGAUCUCUACUAAGCUAGGCUGGUCACCACUUAUAAAUUAUACGUUGUUAAACGUACGUCAAAGAACGGCUUUAGUGAAUAUGUGUAAAUACUCAGGAGUUUCUAGUAACGAGGUUCGUCGAAUCUUAUUUUCUACAUUUGUAUACCCUUUAUUUGCUUGGUUAUUUGCAAUAAUUCCUUUGUUUACUUUUAGGCAACAAAUAGACCUUUCGCAUGUGUAUUUUACUUGUCUGAAAAGAGUAUACCGUUGUCUUCAGUGGGAAGAUUUUAUUUUUAGUAUAUUAUACGAUGAAUGUUCAUUGGAUGUCAGAUGCUUUAAGUACUGGGAAAAAUACCUCUCAGCACUAGGUAAGUCGGAAGAUGGACAAUUAUUACUGGAACAAAUUGAACUAUGCGCUCACCGGCAAAGCUGGCUGAGCGGUCAUAGUAAAAUAAUGUCACUCCGAAAAAAUAAGAGACUCAUUGAUCGUAACAGUGUAUGGGCCAUAUGUCUGGACUGGUGCUCUAGACACAAUAUGAUCUCAUCUAUUCCGGCUAUUGAUCACAAUGACAUACAUAAUUUUAUUCAUUUCCCAGAAACGUUCUAA
Messenger RNA from Rotaria socialis, 2928 nucleotides. Lineage: Eukaryota; Metazoa; Rotifera; Eurotatoria; Philodinida; Philodinidae. The record is from the annotation of a GenBank genome assembly.